Malus domestica (apple) is the source of this 1974-nucleotide messenger RNA. RefSeq lists its product as uncharacterized. NCBI's taxonomy places the organism in Eukaryota, Viridiplantae, Streptophyta, Magnoliopsida, Rosales, Rosaceae. The record is from RefSeq and is a predicted model, not a curated record.
AGAGCAUAAAAGGAGAAAGAGAAAUCAGAAAACUUGGGGAGCAUUUCCAACGCAGUCCUGCAAGGUACUGCCUCUUCUCCUUGCGGCUCCGCUCCCCCUCCCAAACCCAAACAAAAAAAGUCAAGAGUUUUAUUUUAUUUUAUUUGAUCUCUCUUACCCUCCAAAAUCAGAGUCCAUAAUAGGGUAGGGAGAUAUGGCGAUGUACGAGCCUAUUAAAGUGUACUCGGACGAUGAAAAACGUGGUAUGGCGGAUCGUAUCAUGGGGAAGAACAUUAAUAUCGGUGGUGGUGAUGGUGUUGGUGGCGGUGAUGGCGGUGAUGGUCAUAUGGACGCCGAUGUUGAGAUGGCCGUCCAGCCGAUAUCAAAGCCUCCCACCGGCGUCGGGGGCGCUGCUUGUAAGAAUAUUAGUAGCGGAGAAGCAGCGGUGGCGUCAUUGCCUUCGAAGUCGCGGCAACAGCAGCAACGCCUUGUUUCCCUUGACGUCUUUCGUGGACUCACGGUUGCGCUGAUGAUAAUAGUGGACGACAUGGGUGGAAUCCUGCCUGCAAUUAACCAUUCACCUUGGAAUGGUUUAACCCUUGCAGAUUUAGUCAUGCCAUUCUUCCUGUUUAUUGUUGGUCUUUCCCUUGCACUUGCCUACAAGAAACCGUCAUGCAGAGCUGAUGCUACGAAAAAAGCAGUUUUACGGACGCUGAAGCUUCUAGCAUUAGGCCUUUUUCUUCAAGGCGGAUUUUUCCAUCGCGUCAAGGAUCUUACCUUCGGGGUUGAUAUCACAAAGAUCAGAUGGAUGGGCAUUCUACAGAGAAUUGCGAUUGGAUAUAUUGUAGCAGCGUUGUGCGAGAUUUGGCUAAAGCGUGAUAGUAAUGUCAACUCAGGAAGAUCGCUGCUCAGGAAAUAUCGAUCUCAAUUGGCUGUGGCAUUGAUAAUCACCACGAUAUACCUGUCAUCGUCAUACGGAUUAUAUGUUCCUGAUUGGGAGUACCAGAUUCCUGUCGAUUCCUCCUCUGCACCGAAAACAUUUUCAGUAAAAUGUGGAGUACGGGGUGACACGGGAUCGGCUUGCAAUGCAGUUGGGAUGAUUGAUCGUACGAUAUUGGGGAUUGAGCAUUUAUAUAAACGACCAGUCUACGCGCGAACGGAGCAAUGCAGUGUUAACUCCCCUGAUUAUGGCCCGUUGCCUGCCGAUGCUCCUUCUUGGUGCCAAGCCCCUUUUGAUCCUGAAGGACUUCUGAGUUCAAUGAUGGCCAUUGUUACCUGCUUGGUUGGUUUGCACUACGGGCACAUCAUUGUCCAUUUUAAGGAUCACCGGGAAAGAAUUCUACACUGGUCUAUCUCAUCCUCGUCUCUUGUAGUCUUAGGCCUCACCCUCGACUUAAUUGGCAUGCAUAUUAACAAGGCUCUUUACACAUUCAGUUAUAUGUGUAUCACAGCUGGUGCUGCUGGAAUUCUCUUCGCUGCAAUUUACUUGAUGGUCGAUGUGUGUGGCUACAGGCGCCCGGCUAUUGUGAUGGAAUGGAUGGGAAUGCAUGCACUGAUGAUUUUCGUACUCAUAGCCUGCAAUAUAUUGCCAGUUGUCCUCUUUGGAUUCUAUUGGAGGAAGCCUGAGAACAACAUUCUUACCUUGAUUGGAAUCGGAAAAUGAAGUGAUAAAGAGCAGCUCUCGGGUAAUAUGACUGAAGUGCCCGCGCAAGUACAGUCACUUUUUUCUUGGACUGUAGAACCCAAAUUGUUCAACUGAUUUUGGUUCGUUGCAUUUCGAGAUGUGAAAUAAUGCGGAGUUUGGUCUUUCGUAGAGGCCCCGGCAGGCACGGAGUCUUUCCGCCACUCUUUCCAUGUAUACAGUUGGAGCUUUCGUAGAGGCCCAAAAUUUCUCUGUGAGGACUGAAAAUUGUAUGGAAAGAUUUAGAAUCCGGGUAUUAUUCAUGUGUCACUACUUUUAUGAAAUCAAUCAUUAUAUAAUACUAUUUCGAGAAA